GCACUUCCGCUAGCCGCCCGCUCGCUGGCUGCUAGCGGAGGCGGCGGAGGGUGCGCGCGGCCCGGGGACUCGCAUUCCCCGGUCCCCCUCCGCCCCACGCGGCCCGGGUCAUGGACACCAGGUGGUGGGCAGUGGUGGUACUGGCUGCGCUCCCUUCCCUGGGUGCUGGUGGGGAGACUCCUGAAGCCCCUCCGGAGUCAUGGACCCAGCUGUGGUUCUUUCGCUUUUUGGUGAAUGCUGCUGGCUAUGCCACCUUUAUGGUACCUGGCUACUUCCUGGUGCAUUACUUCAGGAGGAAAAACUACCUGGAGACAGGCAGGGGUCUCUGCUACCCCCUGGUGAAAGCUUGUGUGUUUGGCAAUGAGCCCAAGGCCUCUGAUGAGGUUCCCCUGGCUCCACGGACAGAGACAGUGGAGACCACCCCCACUUGGCAGGCUCUGAAGCUGCUCUUCUGUACCUUGGGGCUCCAGGUGUUCUACCUUACUUGGGGUGUGCUGCAGGAAAGAGUGAUGACCCGAAGCUAUGGGGCCACAGCCACAUCACCAGGUGAGCGCUUCACGGACUCGCAGUUCCUGGUGCUAAUGAACCGUGUGCUGGCACUGAUUGUGGCUGGUCUCUACUGCCUCCUCUGCAAGCAACCUCGACAUGGGGCACCCAUGUACCGGUACUCCUUUGCCAGCCUGUCAAAUGUGCUAAGCAGCUGGUGCCAAUAUGAAGCUCUCAAGUUCAUCAGUUUCCCCACCCAGGUGCUGGCCAAGGCUUCUAAAGUGAUCCCUGUCAUGCUGAUGGGAAAGCUGGUGUCUCGGCGCAGCUAUGAACACUGGGAAUACCUGACAGCUGGACUUAUCUCCAUCGGGGUCAGCAUGUUUUUGCUGUCCAGUGGACCAGAGCCCCGUAGCUCCCCAGCCACCACACUCUCAGGCCUCAUCUUAUUGGCAGGCUACAUCGCUUUUGACAGCUUCACCUCAAACUGGCAGGAUGCCCUGUUUGCCUAUAAGAUGUCAUCAGUGCAGAUGAUGUUUGGGGUCAAUUUCUUCUCCUGCCUCUUCACAGUAAUCUCGCUGCUACAGCAGGGGGCCCUCCUGGAAGGGACCCGCUUCAUGGGGCGACACAGUGAGUUUGCCGCCCAUGCCCUGCUACUGUCUGUCUGUUCCGCAUGUGGCCAGCUCUUCAUCUUCUACACCAUUGGGCAGUUUGGGGCUGCCGUCUUCACCAUCAUCAUGACCCUCCGCCAGGCCAUUGCCAUCCUUCUUUCCUGCCUCCUCUAUGGCCACACUGUCACUGUGGUGGGUGGGCUAGGGGUAGCUGUGGUCUUUGCUGCCCUCCUGCUCAGAGUCUAUGCCCGAGGCCGGCUAAAGCAACGGGGAAAGAAGGCUGUACCUAUAGAGUCCCCAGUGCAGAAGGUCUGAAAAGAUAAGGACCUGAGAGGUGAAAUGGAAUAGGACCCUCACCAUACUUUCAGAGGUGCUGGCUCAAGGACAAAAUAUGGGUUUUCUCAGUAUCAUAAUCCAGCUCUGCAGCUGGGGAUAGGGAGCCCAGAAGGUAUCUUCCCUUUUGCCUUAAGCCACCAUCCUCCAGUAGGCAAGUUGAGCCUCAGGGUAGAAGGAAGUCUUGGGGUAUGGAGGUGUAAAGGGAAAGCUCCUCCUCCAUCAAGCUUCCAAGAAUGAAGUUUUGACCCACCUGGUGGAACUUAUCUGCUUGCCCCCUACCUUCUAUACACUCUCAUUUCUUACUGUUGAGAGAAGCACAAGUAUUGUAGGGUCUGAAUGCUGCUUCCCCAGGAGGGUGAGUAAAGAUGGGAGUGCCAAGGGAGGUGAAUGAAGAGCCCUGCUCAACAAAACUAUGCCCUUGGGGUCCUAGGCUCUGCUCCAUGAGCCAAUUGCAGGUUUUGGUACUUAGGAAAUGUCACUUUUUGCUCUUAUAAUAAUUUUAUUAAACUGCUGCAAUGGAC
Messenger RNA from Marmota flaviventris (yellow-bellied marmot), 1951 nucleotides. It is a transcript of the gene Slc35b2, whose product is annotated as solute carrier family 35 member B2. The record is from RefSeq and is a predicted model, not a curated record. Gene Ontology annotation, cellular component: Golgi membrane; endoplasmic reticulum membrane. Gene Ontology annotation, molecular function: 3'-phosphoadenosine 5'-phosphosulfate transmembrane transporter activity. Lineage: Eukaryota; Metazoa; Chordata; Mammalia; Rodentia; Sciuridae. Gene Ontology annotation, biological process: 3'-phosphoadenosine 5'-phosphosulfate transport; transmembrane transport.